GUGUGUGAAUCCAGCGGGAAGUACCAAAGUGCUUAGCAUGUCCGUGGGAUUUAUGUUGAUAUUCAGCUGUAGAGAAACUAAAACACUUAAAAUAAAAUAGGAUCCAGGAUGUUGAUAAACCCAGAGCAGGUAGCUCUGAUAGGGCAGGUGUUUGAGGCGUAUGUGACAGAGUACCACAGGAGUGACAUCCUGCAGAUCCUUCAGGAGCCUGAUGAGGAUGCUCACUACCCGGUGGUCAUCAACGCCAUGACACUGUUCGAAGCCAACAUGGAGGUGGGAGACUACUUCAAUGCCUACCCCAGCGAGGUCAUCAACAUCUUUGACAACACCCUUCACAGAGCCGCCAAGACAGUGUCAGAGAACUCUACACAGCAAAGGUGGCACAAUGUCAAACACCACCUGCAUGCCCGAAUCACAGGUCUUCCUGUGUGUCCGGAGCUCACCAGGGAGAACAUCCCCAAGUCUCGGGACGCUGGUCACUUCCUGUCCGUCACGGGCACGGUCAUCCGCACCAGUGUGGCCAAGGUCCUGGAGUACGAGAGGGAUUACAUGUGCUCUAAGUGCCGUCACGUGUUCUCCCUGCAGGCUGACUUUGAGCAGUUCUACAGCUUCGUCCCCCCAACCAGCUGCCCCAACCAGGACCUCUGUAACGCCAACAAGUUCACGUGCCUGUCAGGCAGCUCCACCCCGGCAGCCUGCAGGGACUACCAGGAGAUUAAGAUCCAGGAGCAGGCCCAGAGGCUGUCUGUGGGCAGUAUUCCUCGUUCCAUGGUGGUCAUUCUGGAGGAUGAUCUGGUAGACAGCUGUAAAUCAGGUGAUGAUGUGACAGUGUAUGGAGUAGUUCGUCAGCGAUGGAAGCCCCUGUACGAGGACGCACGCUGUGAACUGGAUCUGGUGUUGAAAGCCAACUUCAUUGAAGUGAACAAUGAGCAGACCAUGGCAGCUUUGGUCUUGGAGGACAUGCAGAAGGAGUUUGAGGAGUUCUGGGACAAUUACAAACAUGACCCUAUAACUGGCAGGAACCAGAUUCUCAUGAGCCUGUGCCCACAAGUGUUUGGAAUGUAUGUAGUGAAGUUAGCUGUUGCUAUGGUGUUAGCAGGUGGGGUGCAAAGAAUAGAUCCUUCUGGAACUAAGGUAAGAGGCGAGUCUCAUCUUCUGCUGGUGGGAGACCCAGGCACAGGGAAGUCUCAGUUUCUGAAGUACGCUGCUAAGAUCACUCCCCGGUCAGUCCUCACUGCUGGGAUUGGCUCCACUACCGCUGGGUUGACGGUGGCAGCAGUGAAGGACUCCGGGGAGUGGCAUCUAGAGGCAGGAGCACUGGUGCUGUCUGACGGAGGCCUGUGUUGUAUUGACGAGUUCAACAGCAUCAAAGAGCACGACCGCACCAGCAUCCACGAAGCCAUGGAGCAGCAAACCAUCAGUGUGGCCAAGGCAGGCAUGGUGUGUAAACUGAACACCAGGACCACCAUCUUGGCUGCCACCAACCCUAAGGGCCAGUACGACCCCAACGUGCCUGUGUCGGUCAACGUGGCCCUGGCCAGCCCCCUGCUCAGCCGCUUUGACCUGGUCCUGGUCCUACUGGACACCAAGAACCCUGAGUGGGACUGUAUCAUCUCCUCCUUCAUACUGCACAAUAAAGGAGCUCCCUGCCAGUCGGAGGAGUCUUUGUGGAGCAUGGAGAAGAUGAAGGCCUACUUCUGCCUGAUCAAGGGGCUGCAGCCGCAUGUGUCUGAGGAGGCCAACUCCAUCCUGUCCCGCUACUACCAGCUGCAGAGGCAGAGCGACAGCAGGAACGCAGCCCGCACUACUAUCCGCAUGCUGGAGAGCCUCAGCCGCCUUGCAGAGGCGCACGCCAGGUUGAUGUUUCGAGACACUGUCACUGUGGAGGAUGCUGUUGUUGUUGUCUCUGUCAUGGAGUGCUCAAUGCAGGGGGGCGCUCUCCUGGGAGAUGUGAAUGCUCUUCACACGUCAUUCCCUGACAACCCCAGUCAGCAGUACCAGACACAGUGUCAAAUUGUUCUGGAGGGACUCCAGCUGCCUCACCUCCUCUACAAGGAGAUGGACAGGCUCUCAAGACUGCAGAAUAAUGGGCCAGGCUCCCCUAAUGGAACAGAAAAAGGUGUUCCUCUGCCUGCAAAGCAGCACAGUGAUCUGAGCAGCAGUUAUCAUCACAUAGAGAAGAACUCUAACGCCCAGACAAGAGGUCCGGGGAGCUCUGACAUCACAACAGACACAACAGAGAGUGGACUGGACUGGUUCCACUCACUGGCCGGCCCAGUGGGGGGAGGAGAUACCAACUUACUGAUCAUCACUUCACCCAUCACAACAUCCAAACAUAACAACCACAACUCCUUCUCAAAGCAGGCCCAAACCCUGCCAAAACACCCCGCUGUGUCGUUGCCAGGCAACAGCGGCGCUGCACACAAGGAGCGUGGGAGAGCGCCUGUGUGCGAUAAGACACCCAGUAUAACUGCGGAGGAGGAGGUGGUAGAGAGCUGUAAGGAGAGCAGUAAAAGCACAGCGUCAGCAGCAGUGGAAGACACAUCCUGCUCUAUGGUACAGAAGGUGUCCAAGAAGCUGCGAGGCAAACGGCUCAGAGAGAUGACUCUGCAGGGAGAGGAAGCUGUGGGAGAAGGCAGCACCAGCAAAGACCUCAUAGACCAUCUAGAUCUGGAGCAGGCCUUCUCCGCAGACUUCCUGUCCUCCUGCAGCACACCUGUAGCAGGGAAGAAACGCAACUCAAAGAAGAACAAUGUCCCUCGUAACCUCCCAUCUGGAGACCAGGACCCCUCUGGUACUGUGGGGGCAGAAGAACUGCACUCUAAGUUCACAGGGUUCACAUUUAAACCCAGAGAGAAGAUGACCCACGCUAAACCUCUCUGCCCAGAUACUGACAGCUCAGACAUUCACACAGAGAAUAGUGAUCCACAUAGCAAAGCAAAGACACAGAGCAGAGAGAACCAUAACACACUUUCUUCAGUGAGAGAGAAAGAGAGAACAGAAAAGGCAAAGAGUGAGAAACAGUGUUACCAAGACAGGCCAGCAGAGGGCAGAAGUGCUGCCAAGAAGAUGAGGCUGAGGGUUCAGUCUGAGGAGAAAGAGUUUCCCACUGAGGUAUCACGUGACCUGAGCCCAGAGGUUAGUGGUCCCAGGGCAGAGGGAGGUGGUAAUGGGGGGGAUCGUGGGACAGAGCAGAAACGCCAGCAGCUGCUGAGCAGAAUGGCUCCAGGUGUGAACAGAACUACAUCAACAACCCUCACAGACCCUCCCCCACUACAGCCAGAUCACCCAAAGCCCACUGUGGCGGCCUCUACCCUGGCCAAACUCUCCAGGUUCUCCUUCAUAACCACAAAGUACCAGGAAGUUACAACCCUAAUAACAACUCCUACAUCAGGGGCUCAGGUAACCACCUCCAUAGAGCUUAAAGCAGGGCAGCAGGACACAGGGACACAAGCUAUCGCCAGCAUACAGCAGAGGACAGGGAUGCAAGCUAAAGCCUCUACAGAGGAUAGGACUGAGGCCAGUGUUAGUGGAGACAAAGACUUCCAGACAUUUAACAGUAAGGGCCAGAACCCUGCUGGAGAUUCUGCUGUUAACUCUAAAAAGAGAAAGUGUUUUGAGCUGGGCUCUAAAGGCCUCUUUUCUGACCUGUCUAUGUUCAGCUCCUCCAACUUUGAUGAAGAUGAUCUGAGUGUAGACUGGGAUGAGGAGUUGGGGAAAAAAGCUAAAAUGUAACAGUGAAACGAUGUUUGAAACGAUGUAAUGUACUGAAUAUUAUUUGUGACUUCUCACUGUGUGUGUGCAUGCGUGUUUGUUGUUGUAUUGUCAAGAAUUUGUAUAAAUAUGCAGAUCAGUGUUUGAUCAUGAGUUUCACUAUCGACUUGAUGUCAUGCUGUUGGCUAUUGAACACGUAUUAUGCCAUAUAACCAAUCUUAUGUUAAUUCUGUAAAUGAAACCUCUCUUAUACAAA
This is a messenger RNA of Coregonus clupeaformis (lake whitefish), 3970 nucleotides long. RefSeq names its product DNA helicase MCM9. The transcript has 13 exons. Bases 109 to 3735 code for a protein of 1208 amino acids. Gene Ontology annotation, biological process: double-strand break repair via homologous recombination. NCBI's taxonomy places the organism in Eukaryota, Metazoa, Chordata, Actinopteri, Salmoniformes, Salmonidae. Gene Ontology annotation, molecular function: ATP hydrolysis activity; single-stranded DNA binding; single-stranded DNA helicase activity. Gene Ontology annotation, cellular component: nucleus; MCM complex. The record is from RefSeq and is a predicted model, not a curated record.